Sclerotinia borealis F-4128 is the source of this 2355-nucleotide messenger RNA. The record is from the annotation of a GenBank genome assembly. NCBI's taxonomy places the organism in Eukaryota, Fungi, Ascomycota, Leotiomycetes, Helotiales, Sclerotiniaceae.
AUGUCUCGCCACAAGAACGUCAAGAAUCUUGACCUUGAUGAUGAAUUGGAUGAUUUUGACGGUGGAGAGGAUUACGGUUACGAUGGAGAAGCUGGAGAAGAACUGAGCGAAGAAGAUCAAGAACAUAUGCGGCAAGGAACGAUCAAAGUUCGAGAAGCUCUACCGCCCGGUUUAAGCAAUGUUACGGAGAAGCAAAUACAGGAAAGCUUGUGGCAUUACUAUUACGAUGUAGGAAAAACGGCCACAUACUUGAUCAGCACAUAUACUCCCAAAGUGCCCAAGAAGAUUGCAGCAAAUAAAAGUUCUGAGUGCUACGAUGAAGCUUUAUUCUUCCGAACAUGUACCUCUAGCUUAUCUACCAAAAGCUUCUUUGCCGAUACCCCAUGGCUCGAUAUACCUUUAGAACGUCGUGCGAUUCUUACACCUCCAGCGCGUUAUCCAGGUGGGCUCUUGGGUGGUUCUUCGGAGGGUGCCCCAAAAAUGUCGAAGUUACAGGCUCUAGCGGCUGCACGGAAGAAGAAGGCACAAGACCAGCAGAGCUCGGCCUCAGAGGUGGAAAAACCUAUGGCCAGUCUCUCUCUGAACCAAACUGGGGGUGAGAGCACAACGGAACUUCACGAGAGCAAGCCUAUCAACAAUAGCGGCUCUUCAUCCAAAGAUUCGAAACACGGGGGGUUUCCACACCGGAAACGCAAAGAUGCCAAUCCUCACGAGAAGGUGCUUAAACCGCAGCCUACCCCCAGGGAUUAUCAGACAGAAGUUGAACCUGUAGUUGAUUCUUCUCCCGUCUAUCAGGCUAGCCCAUCUGCUUUCGCUAGUACCAUGUUUCGAACUGCAAGCGCAACCCCGAGACGCCAGCUAGAGAACAAAUUUUCUAUGCCGUACAGUUCAGAUAUCUUGACCGCGCCAGCUAACCCCUUUGCAGGGCCUAGUCCAGACGACGUUGUCAUAGCAGCGCAGGCGAAAGCCAGUGGUAAAGGAGGUAAAGGAUCAUCUAAAGCCGUUGGGGACAAAAAGGAGGGCUCCAAUGGUGUUGAUGCGACGAAGGUUGAAGAUGUGCCAAGAGCAAAGAGCAAAAAUUUAGACGUUCUAGCAGAAUUCAAGAAAACCAGAAGUAAAAAUGCUGCGAACUUUGUAGUUAUAGGUCAUGUUGAUGCCGGAAAAAGCACUUUAAUGGGCCGUCUGCUUUACGACCUGAAAGUAGUAGAUCAGAGAACCAUAGACCGGUAUCGCAAAGAGGCAGAAAAAAUGGGAAAGUCAUCCUUCGCUCUUGCUUGGGUUCUGGACCAAGGAACAGAAGAACGAAGUCGGGGUGUAACGAUUGAUAUUGCCAUGAACAAGUUCGAAACCGAAAAGACAGUAUUCACCAUUCUUGAUGCUCCUGGUCACCGCGAUUUUAUCCCAAACAUGAUUGCUGGAGCGAGUCAGGCAGACUUUGCUGUCUUGGUAAUUGAUGCUAGUACUGGAUCUUUCGAAUCGGGAUUAAAAGGCCAGACAAAAGAGCACGCAUUGUUAGUCCGAAGUAUGGGUGUUCAACGUAUCAUUAUAGUAGUCAACAAACUUGAUACCGUCGGCUGGUCACAAGAACGUUUUGAUGAGAUCUCACAACAAGUUUCUGCAUUCCUUAUGGCAGCUGGGUUUCAGGAUAAGAACAUUAAAUUUAUACCGUGCUCUGGCCUUCAAGGUGAUUACAUUGCCAGAAGAUCGACGGAACAAGCGGCGGCAUGGUAUACAGGGCCAACACUUGUAGAAGAACUUGAUCAUUCUGAGCCCGUGGCCAGAGCAUUAAACAAGCCUCUUCGCUUGACAAUUGGCGAUAUAUUCCGCGGCGGUGUGCAACAUCCAUUAAGCAUCUCAGGACGUAUCGAAGCCGGAUCUCUCCAAGUAGGCGAUUCCCUCCUGGCACAGCCUAGCAAUGAAAAGUGUUUCAUCAAAGGCCUCGAGGUCGACUCCGAAGCGGUAGAUUGGGCUGUCGCGGGCCAAAAUACCACGCUACAUCUCAGCGAUAUCGACCCGAUCCAUCUCAAGAUCGGUGAUGUCCUCUGCGCACCCGGUAACCCUAUAAGUAAUAUCAAAUCUUUCACAGCAAAAGUAUUGGCAUUUGAAUUCUUGACGCCGAUGCAGGUGGAUGUUCAUAGAGGUAGAUUACAUACGGCGGGCAAAAUUACGGAGAUUGUGGCAGUGUUGGAUAAGGGGACGGGUCAGGUGAUGGGUAGGAAGAGACCGAGGAUUGUUAAGCCGGCGCAGGUGGCGAGGGUGGUGGUCGAGUUGGAGAUGGCGGUGCCGUUGGAGGCGCCGGCGAGAGUUAUUCUGAGAAGUGAUGGGGUGACGGUUGCGGCGGGUUUGCUGGAGUAG